AUGGUUGCUUGGCAGAAGGAGGAUGGGGCGAAGCGGCUGUUGCAGCUGAUCCUCCUGCACACAGCCUGGGAGGUGGGGAGCGGCCAGCUCCAUUAUUCAGUGCCGGAGGAAUCCCAGCACGGCUCUUUUGUGGGCCGCAUUGCCCAGGAUCUGGGGCUGGAGGUGAGUGAGCUGGUGCCUCGGAUGUUCCAGAUGGUUUCCAAAGGACAAGCAGACUAUUUUCAGGUAAAUGUGCAGAAUGGGAUUUUGUUUGUUAAUUCCAGGAUAGACAGGGAGGAGCUGUGUAUCAAGAGCCCUAUUUGUGCCAUUCACCUGGAGGUGAUUGUGGAUAAGCCCCUGAGGGUCUUCCAUGUGGAGGUGGAGAUCAAGGACAUAAAUGACAAUGCUCCUGUGUUUUCAAUACAUGAACAGAUUUUGGCCAUUGCAGAAAAUAAGCUGGCAGGUUCUCGAUUCUUACUAGCAGGGGCUUCUGAUGCAGAUACAGAUGCCAAUGCCCGGAUAACCUACAAACUGAGCCCAAAUGAUUAUUUCAUUCUUGAUUCAGGAAGUGAAGAGGACCAGAAUCAAUCUCCUGUACUGAUAUUAAAAGUUCCACUAGACAGGGAAGAAACCUCUCUGCAUCGUUUAUUGCUGACGGCCAGUGAUGGGGGCAAGCCACAGCUCUCGGGCACGGUCCAGCUGGUGAUUAAUGUGGUGGAUGCAAAUGACAAUCCCCCUGUAUUCAACCAGUCAGUUUACCGGGUAAAGUUGCUGGAAAACACAGCUAAUGGGACAUUGGUUAUUAAACUGAAUGCUACUGAUUUAGAUGAAGGAAUUAAUAAGGAAAUCUCCUAUUUUUUUAGUAAUAAUGUACCAUCAAGUUUCACUAGGAUAUUUAGCAUCAAUUCUAACACUGGAGAACUUACAGUGUUUGGUGAAGUGGAUUUUGAAGAUGUUAAUCUGUAUGAUCUUCAAGUUGUGGCAGAAGACAAAGGAUACCCUCCUUCGUCUGGACAUUGCAAAGUUCUCAUUGAAGUACUGGACAUGAAUGACAAUGCGCCGGAAGUGAUGGUGUCAUCCUUGUCAGUGCCGGUGCCUGAGAACUCUCCACCAGGGACAGUGGUGGCCCUCAUCAGUAUCUCAGAUAGGGACUCUGGGGCCAAUGGGCAGGUGAUCUGCUCACUAUGGCCCUCUGGGCUCCCCUUCAAGCUGACGUCCACCUUCAGGAAUUACUACUCACUCGUACUGGCUGAGCCACUGGAUCGGGAGCAGGUGGCCGAGUAUAGCUUGGUGGUGAUAGCCCAAGACCAAGGGAACCCCCCACUGUCAGCCAGCAGCAGCCUGUUGAUGCCGAUCAGUGAUGUGAAUGACAACACACCCACUUUUGCACAGCCUUCCUACACAGUCUUCGUGAGAGAGAACAACCAACCUGGAGCUCACAUCUUCACAGUGUCUGCCUCAGACCCAGAUGUGGCUGAGAACGCCUUGGUCAGCUACUGGCUGGAUGAGAAGCUCUGGCCGCUGUCAAGCUACAUUUCGGUGCAUUCGGAGAGUGGGAAGCUGUAUGCCCUGCAGCCCUUGGAUUACGAGGAGGUGAAGCUGCUGGAGUUCCAGGUGAGGGCCAAGGAUGCUGGGCUGCCCUCCUUGUGUGGCAACGUGACCAUCCAAGUCUUUGUGUUGGAUGAGAAUGACAACGCACCUGCAGUGUCUGGUCCAGCUGAAGAUACAGCUGCUCUGCUGAAGGUUCCAGUGGCAGCUGGGCAUGUGGUGGGCAAGAUCCAUGCCCUGGACGGUGAUUCAGGCUACAAUGCCUGGCUUCGCUAUGAGUUGCAUGACGUAUCCAGUGGCCCAUGGCGGGUGGGGCUUUACAGUGGUGAGAUCAGUACCACACGUGCUCUGGAGGAGGCAGAGGGCAGCAACAGCCAGAGUCUGCUGGUUCUGGUGAAGGAUCAUGGCAAGCCAGUACUGUCAACCACUGCCACCUUCAGCUUGUCACUGGUGCCCAGUUCCCAGGCUGCCCAGAGUGAUGCCCGCCUCUCUAGGACAGGAGGGAGCAUAAAGCCCCUGGCAGACACCACCAAUCUCUACCUGAUCAUCGCCAUCUGCUCGGUGUCCAGCUUGUUCCUGCUGGUGAUCCUCGUGUACGUGGUCCUGCGAUGCCAGAGCCAGGCCAAGGAGGCAAUGAUGUACGGCCCUGGCACAGCCACGCUGGUGUGUGCCAGUGAAGUGGGCAGCUGGUCGUAUUCCAAUCGCCACAGCCACAUCUUGGCAGGGGUGAGUGGGGAGGCCGGUGCCAAAAGUGACCUCAUGGUCUUCAGCCCCAACAUUCCUGUCUUCUCCGAGAACGGGAAGGAGCUGGUCCCAAAUGCUGCUGGGCAGGUAGUGGAUGCUGCCACAAAAUUGCCAUGUGUAUGGGGCUAUCACAAAAUGGUUGCCAUUGUGGUGGAGUCAAUCUAA
Molecule: messenger RNA, 2436 nt
Organism: Euleptes europaea (tarantolino)
Lineage: Eukaryota; Metazoa; Chordata; Lepidosauria; Squamata; Sphaerodactylidae
Product: protocadherin alpha-5-like
Exons: 2
Coding region: 1-2436 (811 amino acids)
Biological process (GO): homophilic cell-cell adhesion
Cellular component (GO): plasma membrane
Molecular function (GO): calcium ion binding
Source: RefSeq, a predicted model, not a curated record